AUGAAAGUGCCCGUCAGAAGUCUACUCGCACUGCGGAAAACAUCCACGACGUCGGUGGCCGCUGUGGAAAAAACUCCUUCACCAAUUCUCUCUUCCGAAUUCUUCGAUCACAUCCGUCAUCAAGUUUAUGGCGAUGCGAAAAAAGUGGACAAAAUUGUGGUGACAGUGAAAAAUGUGGAUGACCCCCGACCGGUGCUCGUCAAUCGCAAUGUUUCGACCGCUUUUCACUGCUUUAAUCACCUCUCCAAACAAUUCGCCGACGACGCGGUGCUCGUCGAGGUGACACCAUCAGUGGGCGGAGCCUAUUUCUCUAGUGUCAAUCAGCCGAUCGCCGACCAAUCAGAGAUCACAAGAAUCGGAUUCGAUACGCGGGAGCAUGUGAAUCUGGUGAAUGAGGCGUAUUGGAGAUCGUGCUCUCUGGUCACUGCCGCCUUUUUGAGAGAAGCGCUCAGUGGUGACGUGGAUUUUGGUUUUCCAGUGGACAAUAUUCAGAAUGGUUUCUUUUCUGUGGCAGUCAAAGGGUUGGAUGGAAAUGUUUUCACACCGGACGAGCUAAACACAAUCAAUCGAUUCGGCAAGACGUUCAUCCGUGAGGAGAAGCCGUUCGAAACCCUCUCCAUCCCUCAAUCAGUAUCAGAAGAAUCCGGAAUUCAAGGCGAUCAUCUCGUUCGAAUCGGCCGUCAAGUUUUCGCCACAAACGGUCCCGUCAUCCGAUCCACCCGUCAAAUCGGCCGUUUUUCGAUUUUCAAAUCCAAAAUCGAUGAUUCAGAAGUGAUCGUUGGAGGUGUUUCGAUUCCACACUGUCAGCCGACGUCGUCGUAUUCAUGGAGUCUCAUCGCGAAGAAUGCCAUGCAGAAAUUUAGUAGAACUCAAUAA
This is a messenger RNA of Caenorhabditis briggsae, 876 nucleotides long. RefSeq names its product Protein CBR-MRPL-39 (gene Cbr-mrpl-39). NCBI's taxonomy places the organism in Eukaryota, Metazoa, Nematoda, Chromadorea, Rhabditida, Rhabditidae. Bases 1 to 876 code for a protein of 291 amino acids. The transcript has 4 exons. Gene Ontology annotation, molecular function: nucleotide binding. The record is from RefSeq and is a predicted model, not a curated record.